AUGGCGAACAACCCAAGAACGCGUACCGGCCCAAAAAUCAGGCUCUCGUUUAAAGCAUUAGGUUGGGACGAAACGUUGCCAGAUGGAAUCCUGCUGAAAUGGAACUCUUGGUCCAAAGAGCUACCAUCGUUAGAAAAAAUUUCCAUCCCACGAUGUUUCAGAACGGCAGAUUUCCCCCUUAAAGAUAGCCAGUUCGAAUUGCACCUUUUCUCAGACGCGUCGUCCGACGCAUUUGGCGCAGUAGCGUACCUUCGAACCAUCGCCAAAGGAAAGAUUCAUCUGAGCUUUGUUCUUGCUAAAGGCCGAUUGGCUCCUUUAAAGUUACUCUCUAUCCCCCGCCUCGAGCUCCAAGGCGCAGUCACCGCUGUUCGACUAGCAAAAACGAUAAAGGGCGAAUUAAGAUUGCCCAUUGCAGAAUACUAUUUCUGGACGAACUCAGAAAUAGUCCUUCGCUGGAUCCAUUCUUCCCACUGCAACUAUUCCAGCUUUGUUUCACAUCGCGUCGGCGAAAUUCUCCGGCAUUCAGAACCAGAACAAUGGAGAUUCAUAUCCGGAUCAAAAAAUCCCGCCGACGACUGCACGAGAGGAAUGUCCCCCUCCAAGCUAGAAUCUUUUUCUCAAUGGUUAGGUGGACCAGCAUUUCUGACGGAACCUUUGUCUCUCGAAUCAGGACAGGCCGAGCUACUACCACUCGGAACUAACGACACCGAGUGGUGCCCAAAAAGAACAGUCGGCCACGUAAAUGUAGAACCAAUCCCGUCCCAGCAAUCAGCGCCUAUUAACAAAAUAAUUCGCCACCACGAAACUCUCAACGACUUGAAACGCAGCGUAGCCCAGCUACAUCGCCCCGCCGAAGACAAAACGCCACUCCGUGCCGAUGAGUUAGACCAAGCGCUUACUUUAUGUCUGUCAGCAGCAUGUCGCGAAGCAUACCCUCAAGAAUAUGCCGCCAUAUCCGCCGGAAAGUACGUAAAAAAUACCUCUCCUUUACGAAAAUUGAAUCCGUUUAUCGACAAGAAUGGGCUCCUCCGAGCCGAAGGCCGCCUCAAACACGCUGAAAUCUCCCCCGAGGCUCGCAAUCCCGUAAUUCUAGGACUUAAUCACCACCUAACCACCCUCAUUAUAGCCGACGCCCAUCAGAAGGUACACCAUUCAGGUGUAGAAUGGACUUUAAGUGAGCUACGAUGGAAAUACUGGGUGCCCCGUGGUCGACGCCAAAUCCGAAAAAUGCUGUACAAAUGCCGCGAAUGUCGCCUGUCUCGCUCCCGUCCAAAACCGCCCAUUAUGGCAAGCCUGCCAAAAGAACGUCUUCAAGCAUUCUUACCAGCAUUUAAAAAUGUAGGACUAGAUUUCUUCGGCCCACUUUAUGUUGUCAUCGGGAGAAAAACGGACAAAAGAUAUGGUCUAAUAAUCACUUGUCUUGCAACACGAGCUGUUCAUCUAGAGGUAGUCUGGUCACUAACAAGCGACGCUUUCAUCAACGCCCUUCGCCGUUUCAUAAGCGUCCGUGGAAAACCCGCCUCCAUAUUCAGCGACAACGGGACCAACUUAGUAGCAGGAGAAAAAGAAUUAAGAGAAGGAAUCGACAAACUCAAUUCAGAAAAGGUCACUACGCACGCGGCCGAGCUAAACAUCAAAUGGAAUUUUUCGCCACCGUCAGGACCGCAUUUUGGUGGAGUUUGGGAGAGGAUGGUGCAAUCCAGUAAGCGAGCACUCCGCGCAGUCCUCCAAGAUCAGUCAGUCACCGAUGAAAUACUUCAAACUGUGUUCAGCGAAGUCAUGUCCUUGUUGAACGGCCGUCCACUCACCAACGUCCAUAUGGACCCCCGCGAACCAGAAGCUCUCACGCCCAACCACUUUAUUCUCGGUCGUCACGAGCCCCACAUUCCACCAAACAUCACAGACGACUCGCACAAACUUACUCGCCGCCGCUGGAUGCAAACGCAAAUCAUCGUAGACCAGUAUUGGGCCAGAUGGAUGCGCGAGUACGUUCCAAAUUUAAUCGAGCGCCAAAAAUGGUUCCGUCCGACAAAGCGCCUCGAAGUCGGAGACGAAGUCAUCAUAAUCGAUGAAAACAAUCGCCGCGGAGAAUGGCCAGUUGGAAUAGUGUAA
This is a messenger RNA of Daphnia pulicaria, 2112 nucleotides long. RefSeq lists its product as uncharacterized. The transcript has a single exon. The coding region runs from base 1 to 2112 and encodes 703 amino acids. Gene Ontology annotation, biological process: DNA integration. Gene Ontology annotation, molecular function: nucleic acid binding. Lineage: Eukaryota; Metazoa; Arthropoda; Branchiopoda; Diplostraca; Daphniidae. The record is from RefSeq and is a predicted model, not a curated record.